AUGCCAUUGACGACCACGUACCAUCGGGAGAAUGGCCGGGUAUUCAAGAAUACUACUCUACGCCAGGACGUGCACGUUUCUCUCGGCGGCUCAAAACUUCGCCUCAAAAUCUCCAAUUCAUUCAAUGAAAAUGACCUAUCCAUCACGGCCGUCACAGUUGCUUUCCCCGACGACUCAAGAAUUGGGGGUUCAGCCAUCAAACCCGACACGGUGCACACUGUGACUUUUUCCGGGGAAGAGUCCGUCACCGUUCCUCCCAACGGCUUAGAAACCUCUGACCCCAUCGAUCUCUCUGUGGACAACGACUCCAACCUGACAGUGUCAAUGUUCUACCUCUCCGCCGUCGACGUCCUAGCCCCCUAUGCCGCAUCCACCCUCGUCAUAAUCGGCGACAGCAUCACAGACGGCAAGGGCAGCACGCUGAACGGAAACAACAGAUGGCCAGACCAACUCUUCCCGAUCCUCCAAUCCGCGCCCUCCACCAACACCCUCGCCAUCGCCAACCGCGGCAUCGACGGCAACCGCGUGCUCCGCAACGGCGUCGGCCCGCGCGCCCUCGACCGCUUCGGCAGCGACGUCGGCGCCACGUCCAGCGUCGGCGCGCUGCUCAUCUACGAGGGCAUCAACGACAUCCGGUCCUCCUCCUCUUCCUCCAACGACUCCGACGACUCCGACGACCCAAACACGACCAACAACACCGCCACCGCCCUCAUCCGCGCCUACACGCAGCUGCUCGACCGCGCGCGCGCGCACGACGUCCCGCGCGUCUACAUCGCGACGCUGGCGCCGUUCGGCGGGACGGAAGGGUGGAACGACGCGCAGGAGGCGGCGCGGCAGCGGGUGAAUCGGUGGAUAAGGCGGAACGAAGCGGGGUUCGAUGCGGUGGUGGAUUUUGAUGCGGUGCUGCGUGGCGGGAAGAAGGGAGGGAUGGCAGGGACGGGGCCGAGGAUGGGGAUGCAGGGGGCAGCAGGAGCAGGGCAGAAGGGGACGGCGGGGCAGGCGCUGAGGCCCGGGUAUAGUAGUGAUAAGUUGCAUCCGAAUGUGGCGGGGUAUGAGGCGAUGGCGCGGGCGGUGGCGGGGGAGGCGUUUGGGUUGGGUUGGUGA
Messenger RNA from Lasiodiplodia theobromae, 1104 nucleotides. RefSeq names its product Extracellular GDSL-like lipase/acylhydrolase. The coding region runs from base 1 to 1104 and encodes 367 amino acids. Gene Ontology annotation, molecular function: hydrolase activity, acting on ester bonds. The transcript is spliced from 4 exons. NCBI's taxonomy places the organism in Eukaryota, Fungi, Ascomycota, Dothideomycetes, Botryosphaeriales, Botryosphaeriaceae. The record is from RefSeq and is a predicted model, not a curated record.